AUGAGCACUUUGGGUUCUUUCCCCUCACCUGCACACUCUGAAAAUUUCGGACAUCGUGCCAUGUUCCCAACUACUCACACAGCCAGUACGAUGAACAACCCCACUUCAAACAUGCUUCUACCACCCAACUUGCCUCGGUAUCCAUCACCGCAGUCAGGCAGCACAUACACAAGCUCCGAGAGUCCAUCAUUCCCUCUUUUCCCGGAUUCCAUCAUCCAUCACCAACUAACAAUGACCCAAGGCCAUCAAGUCACUCCCGGACAGCCCACCUCAUACACCUCAUCGCAGUCUUCAACUCAGAUGUUGGGAGAUCCUGCCGAACCCAAUACAGAACCCGAGGUGACUUCGUUAGCAGUUGAUAACUUAGCGAAGGAUUUUAGCUUGACAGAGGAGCAGAGGUUGACCCUACAAACAUUUCUCAAGUUCGGGAAGGUGGGGAAGGGUUUGCCAGCAGCAGACCUCCUUACUCAAUUGUAUUCAACUGCCCUCAUGUUGCACCUGGAAAAUAAACAUCCAAAGGAAGAUGAGAACGAUGUUCAAACAAUUCGCGCAAUGAUCAAUGACCUACGCAUCCGGCUUCAAACAUUUAGUCUGAGUUCUACCCAAAAUCGAUUGAUCCAUUUGGUCGCGCACAACAAGGUCUACGAUCCUUUACGGACAUGCUAUAUGGACAUUGGGACAGAUGUAUUUGUUCACCUCCGAGCAAAUGCAGAACAGUUAGGUUUCUCAAAUAUCAUGGGCAAUCCUGCCUACGAGCAUGCCCUUGAAGGACGUGUAAACAAAAUCUGCUCGAGUGUGAGGAAUCAAUUUCGCCAACAUAUCAUUGAUAGUAUCACUAAAAAGCCUAUCAGCGCAGCAGAUUUUACUCAUAACAUGAACAAGACAUACUGUCAUCCAGGUGGUCCAGAAUUCAAUUCUCAACAUAUCCUUCUACGGAACAUAGUUCUGCGUCGCUUUGUCUAUGACCGACACCAAAUUGACUGGGCAGUAGAAGAAGAGACUGAGUCUAUUGAGGGCGACGACAAUUCAGAGGCACCAAACAAGAAGCGGAAGCGAGGAGGUCGAGUGGCCAGAGGAUGUGACUUCUGGAGCUUGGUGGAUACAUGGUACAAGGAUCAGAAGAAAGAUCUUGGUAAGAAGCUAACUGAUCCUCGCUGGAAAGAGUUGCUUGAGGAAUACACACGAUAUGAUGAGUCCGGAUUUCGGGAAACCACUGGCUCUUCUGCGUCGAGCAAUGGUCAAAACCACAUGCAGACCCAAAGUGGUUCAGGUACUAUGACUAGUGGUCAAGGUGAUAGUACUUUGGCUGCUCUGAUAGGACAGACAUGA
Molecule: messenger RNA, 1329 nt
Organism: Lentinula edodes (shiitake mushroom)
Lineage: Eukaryota; Fungi; Basidiomycota; Agaricomycetes; Agaricales; Omphalotaceae
Exons: 7
Coding region: 1-1329 (442 amino acids)
Source: RefSeq, a predicted model, not a curated record